Molecule: messenger RNA, 5259 nt
Organism: Trichobilharzia szidati
Lineage: Eukaryota; Metazoa; Platyhelminthes; Trematoda; Strigeidida; Schistosomatidae
Source: the annotation of a GenBank genome assembly
GUUGAAAUACCCUUGUCUUCCGUGAACGAUUGGAAAAUACACUCUGUUGUGAAGUAACUUCUGCUUUUGUUGUGUAAAUCGCAUCAGAAGCUUUUUGGUUUAUUUUAACUGGUUUAAUUAGUUAAAGUAGUGUAUAUUUUUGUGCACUUUUGUGACUUUUUGUGUUUUUAUAUCUCUGUAUUUAGGUAAAUAUAUAUAUACAUAUAUGUGUGUAACUUAAGCAGCUUAUACUAGCAUGAAUCCCACAAAUAGUUGUGGACGACCGGACUGCCACUUUCCGGUGGAGGAUGGGAUGCAGUGUGAUAACUGCAACCUAUGGUUCCAUAAAGUUUGCACUGGCUUUUGUAAUAUUAGUGAACUCUAACAUAAGUCCCCUACAAAUUAAUUAAUUUAUUUUUUAUUUAUUUUUUUAUUUAUUUUGAUUCACAGCUUGAUUCCACACCGUACUUUCAGUACAAGUGUGGAAUUUUCAGCAUUGGUUAGCCCGACGUGAUUUUCUUAUAAGCGGUGUGUUCCGCACAUUUACCAGUUUGCGUGUUGUUUGUGAAUCCCCAGGGACUUAACUCACUACUCUUUCGGAUUGUCUCAUGGAAUUAUACUCCCAGCUUAACCGUGCUCAGCUUAGUUACGACUAUCUCCACACCAACUCGACGACCCAUGAGUUUCUUUUUGGUGCAAUCGCGGAACUUAUUGAUAAUGCUCGUGAUGCUGGUGCGACAGAGCUGGACAUAUAUACAAUUAAGGACAGUUCCGUACGUGGGAAUUUCCUACUCUGUUUUGCAGACAAUGGUUGCGGCAUGACAACAGAUGAGGUCAAAAAUGUCAUAAUAUUCGGGAAGUCACUAAAGAAGUGUGAGGACAGUGCCGCCAUAGGUAUGUAUGGGAAUGGCUUAAAAUCUGGUUCUAUGCGAAUUGGAAAGGACUUGAUUUUGUUCACCAAAAAGGAUGGCAUAUACACAUGUUUAUUUCUCUCAAGGACUUUCCACGAAGAGGAGAAACUUGAUGAGGUAGUUGUUCCUAUGCCCUCGUUUAAAGGCACAGAGAAAACUCCUAUUGCGGACACUCCUGAAGAGAGGAAGAAACAUGAACUCGAAAUGUUUAUAAUUCUGAAGUAUUCGCCAUUCCGCUGCACGAAGGAUUUCUUCGCACAAUUUGAUAAACUUAAAGAGAAUUCAGGGACCGUAGUGAUUAUAUACAAUAUGAAGCUUCUCGACCAUGGAGGACCUGAGUUGGAUGUAACUACAAAUACCAGAGAUAUACUUCUUAGCCCUGGUUCAGAACAAGAAGAGACCGUUGAACGGGAUGCAGAAGUUAUGCUCCCACCUGAAAGACGCAGUCUUCGGGCGUAUGUAUCAAUUCUCUAUUCUGACCCUCGUAUGAAGGUGUAUUUACAAGGUCGGAAAGUACAAACCAAAAGACUACUUGCAACGCUACAUAGUGCUCGAAAAUACAAUUUUGCUAGUAAAACUUUUCGUACCAGAGCUGAAGCAGAUUUAGCAAAAGCUAAAAAUGAUGUGAGAAUAGCUGAGCUUCGUGCUCAAGAGGCAGAAAGCAAGGCUCGGGAUUGUGAACUUCGCUACCAAGGCUCUGAAGACCCUGAACAUUUGCGUCAAAUACGUCGUCUUAAAAAUGCUGCUGCCGAGCUACGUUCAGCUGUGGAAAUGAAACAGAAUAUUGUUGCAAGAAAAUCAAAAUCAAUCAAGGAUCCUAAGACGCUUACAUUUUAUUUCGGUGUAAAUGUUAUGAAUCGUGCUUGUGAUGGUAUGUUUGUUUAUAAUUGUUCCCGUUUAAUCAAGAUGUACCAACGGAUUGGGCCACAACAAGAUUCUAGCAUGAUGUGCCGUGGUGUCGUUGGCAUUGUUGAUGUCCCCUAUAUGGUCCUUGAGCCCACACAUAAUAAACAAGAUUUUGCAGAUGCUAAAGAAUAUCGUCAAUUAAUGCGUGCAAUGGCAGAUCAUUUAAUGCAGUAUUGGGAUGAUCUUGGAAUCGAUAAAGAAUCAGAUAGUUUAAUACGAUUUUGGAAAAGUUUUGGUUAUUUGUCAGCACGUUGGCGGGAUCCACCUAGUAUAGAGGAUAAAUAUGCCUGUCGUCGUUGUUGUUCCGUUUCUAUAUGUGUCCAGUGUGAUAAAUGUCUAAAAUGGAGAAUACUUCCGUUCUCACAAAGUCUUGUCGGACGAGAUGUCCCAGAUAAUUGGCAAUGUCGAGAUAAUACGGAUCAUAAGCAUAAAAAAUGUGAAGAUCCCGAAGAAGAUAUGAGUCCACCAAUGGGAGUUCUUAAGCGAAAAAUUAAAACGAAAGAACAAAGACAAGCAGAACUUGAAAAACAAAUCCGCAAAAAACAAGAGGAACUUGAAUUAAUUCAAGAUCCUGAUGAUGAAAAAACUGAUGAUUCCAGUGCCACUUCUAACCGUAGUAGUCGGUUAAGUGGAUCUGCCAAUGGCAAAUCUCCACGUAAACGGCCUUCUCAACCACCUCCACCUACUGCAGAUCCUCCGAACAAAAAAUCUACUCAUGCUCCUCCGCCGCCGCCGCCUCCUCGUGCUAUGACAGUUGCUGAUAAGAAACGUCAAGCUGCUGGAUUAGCAUCAUCCAAUGGUCCUUCAUCUUCAACAGUUGAAAAGCGUACUGGUUUACCGUUACCAACAAUUAAUCAACGCCAACCACGUCCUGGUGGAUUAGUCCCUAAAAUCCCACAGCGUAAUUCAAUUGCUCCUAAAGUACGCAGAGUUACAACAGCUGAAGAUGAAAGCAGCAAUGAAGAGACUAGUGAUGAAGAAGAAGACGAGGAGGAGGAGAAGGAGAAAGAGAAAGAAGUUACUAAGCAGACAACUCCGAAAACUAAUCGUAACAAACUAAGUACUCCUCCAUCAAAAGUGAAUAAUCCUGUUGUUGCUGCAGCGAGUAGUUCAACAGUACCGAGUACUUCUCAAUCCCAAGAGAGAAAUACGUCGAGAAGCACUGAUAAAGUAAAUGGAAAGAAGGCUAGUAAAACGGAAAAGAGUCCUGUACAAGAUGUAAUUACAGUGCAUCAUCGAAACAGAAAUUCAACGGAUCGUGAUAAUAAUGGUGGAGUAGCAUCGAUUCCAACGAAAAAAGAUCCGCUGGUAAAUGAGAAUUCAGUUGGAGAUAAAACAACAGAGGUGAAUUCCUCUUCAACUGUAGUAACCUCUUUUCCCUCAGAAACGAAUAUUGCAAUGAAUAGAAAAAUCCAAGAGAAAUUCAAGGUUUGUUUACGAUAUUUCUUACCGCCGUCAUGGUCAGUGGAAAAGGAUAGAAUCCAUACACUUACAGAAUCAGAACUUGCAAGCUUCCCUUUAGAAGAUUUCUUUGAUAGAUAUGAACAAGGUCUUCGAAAUCUGUUAACCUCCUUCCGAAAGGAAACCGCAGUAGUCACAGAUCAACUGACAGAAUUACGGUCCAAUGUUUGUGAAUUUCUGAAGAAAUACGAUCCAGACUUCAAAGAACCCUUGAAUAAUAUCGAAGAAGUAGAUAAUUAUCUGAAAAAUUUCCUUGCAAAAAGUUGAAUUCCUCCGCUCACCAUAAAAAAAAACAUCUAGACCAAUCAUUGGUUGGUGGUUGAAUUAAUCUACUCCCUGUGCAAACGGAGUUUCUCCUCUCCUCUCCUCUACUCAUGCGCGCAGCUGUUAUAUAUAUACAUAUAUAUAGUAAUUAUUAUUAUUAUGUUUGCCUGUUUUAUGGUUGGUGUCUCACCGAAUCUCUUUUGACUCUUCUCUUUUUGUGCAUAUUAAUGUAUUCCUUCAAGAACUGUCUGUCUAUAAAUCUACGUGUUGUUACUCUCUAUAUGUAUAUAUAUAUAUAUCUGUAUACAACAUAGCAAAACAACAACAACAAAAAAAGUAUUAAAAAUUAUUAUUAUCUUUUUCGUUUAGACAUUAUUAUCAUGGCCGUUAGUAUUUCGUUGUAAACUUUGAUGUUACUAUCACUAUUAUUUACUUAUGUGUACCUCACCUAUAAAACAGGCAUUGUCCUUUUCAGAAACUCUUGAUCUUUCAUCCAUAUAUAUAUAUUUUUCGUUAUACAUUGAAAACCUAUGCUCAUGAUUAGUGCAAAUUUAAAAGACAUGACUUUCUGUUUUAAUUUUUUGAUUGCUGAACUAAUUGUAUAUGCUUUCAGACUUUACAUGACUCCCAUAACUUCUUACGUUUAUGCAUGUUGUAAUAUAUCCCUAAUUUUAUGCAAAGAUUGUUAUUACUAUUAUUAUUUACUUCACAGCUUUACUUAACCUUUUCCGAUGGUCUCUCCGGACCUCUAGGGGGGAGCCCUGUGGAGUGCGUAACAAUGUGAUUGUACACUUUUUGGUUAUUUGUAGAAAUUAGACAUACUGUACAUAAUUUUUGUUUAAAACGCUUCUGGUUGAAAUACCCUUGUCUUCCGUGUACGAUUGGAAAAUACACUCUGCUGUUGGAGACUUCGUCUUCUCCUUGGUUUCUUUGGGGUUACUAGCUCAGCUCUCACCGUGUUGCAUCUUUCGGAUUUAUUGUAGGAGUCCACUACGCUCAACAGAAGACAAUUAUACAACCGGGACACAGCAGCUACAACCUACUCCGUCCAAAGAACUAACGUCUCCGUGGGUUAUAUAAAUAAUUUGUAGCAGAGGACUUCAACUUUAUUUCCAACAUCUGCAUAUACUGGACCUGUACGUGGCCUCACAUUUUCACCCGAUGGAUUGCAUUUGAUCUCAUGGGGUGUUUCUGGAUCAACACUAGAUAGUUCAUGUCUUCGAAUAUGGACAUCCGGUCCGGGGGAUUUCGAAGGACCUACGAAAAUUCCUCUACCUCGUCCAGUAAAUUUUGGUAAUGUUAUUCAGAAAUUCCACAGCAGUUGUUUUCUUCAACUAUCAAAUAGCCUACCUCUGAGACUGGCUGCUACAAGCGGAUCAACGGGAGACCUGUGGGGAGCCCCACCUCUAUGUGUUUUUGUCCCAGUGAAGAACCAAUUAUUAAUAGCUUCUGCAACUAAGCUUGAUUCAUCAACCAGACUCAUUACACGACAUUUUUCGAAGGUUCGGUCAUGUGUUUGGAAUAGCAGACUAAUGGAACUGUACACUUGCGGUGCUGAUGGAAAUUUAUUUACAUGGCCAGUCAGUCAUCCUGCAGAACAGGAGUGAAAAGAUUCACAAUGAUGUAGCUCACUCAUAAGCUAUAUAUGUUGUCGUCUUUGUAAAUAAAUAUAUGUACUACUUUGGACUGUCUUUUUUAUUGCUUUCUCUCUCACUUUUUGUACUGAGUUCAUUGUAUG